Phymastichus coffea is the source of this 3163-nucleotide messenger RNA. It is a transcript of the gene Hdc, whose product is annotated as histidine decarboxylase. NCBI's taxonomy places the organism in Eukaryota, Metazoa, Arthropoda, Insecta, Hymenoptera, Eulophidae. Bases 447 to 2552 code for a protein of 701 amino acids. Gene Ontology annotation, molecular function: pyridoxal phosphate binding; histidine decarboxylase activity. Gene Ontology annotation, biological process: L-histidine catabolic process; histamine biosynthetic process. The record is from RefSeq and is a predicted model, not a curated record. The transcript has 16 exons.
UCCUGUCGCGCCAUUCCGCGUUUGUCCAGUAGCUGAUCUUCGAACAGCGGCGCCAGCUAGAAGUCAAGAGAGAAGGACGGACCAGAGAGGAGCACGGCGAGCGACUUGGUGCUGUGGCCGGUAUAUCGCGCAGGUGCAGCAGCCAGCCAGCCAGCCAGCCGUCGCGACGCACGCUCGCACGACGCCGCACGACGCCGCACGACUCCCGCCGAUCGAUUGGCCGAUCGACUUGGCUUAACCCGCUCGCUCCGUUUUGCUAAUCAGCGCCAGCUGGGGGACUCAUGCGCGUCAAACGCUGCGAUCGGAACUUCGAAAUUUGGGUCCUGUAAGAGGACGCCGAGGAUCCGCAGCGAGUCGAGCAGCGCCGAGUAGUGCCCGGUCCAAGCAGAACUCAUCCGGCCCUUGGCUUAUUCAUUGGAUCGUCUCCCGAGGCAGCACUCGCAGCUAUGAACAUCGAUGAGUAUCGGAAACACGGCAAGGAGAUGGUGGACUACAUCGCGGACUAUCUGGAAACGAUCCGCACUCGGCGUGUCUACCCGGCCGUGUCGCCAGGCUACCUACGGAACAUUCUGCCGCAAUCGGCGCCCUCCGAGGGCGAGGCCUGGCAGGACAUCUUCGAGGACAUCGAGAAGUGCAUCAUGCCCGGGGUCACCCACUGGCAGAGCCCGCACAUGCACGCCUACUUCCCGGCGCUCAACUCGCCCGCCAGCCUGCUCGGCGACAUGCUGGCCGACGCGAUCAACUGCAUAGGCUUCACCUGGGCCUCUAGUCCGGUCUGCACGGAGCUGGAGACCAUUGUGAUGAACUGGCUGGGCAAGAUGAUCGGCCUGCCCGACCAGUUUCUGCAUCGGGCGACUGGCUCCGGGGGCGGCGUCAUCCAGACUACGGCCAGCGAGGCGACCCUCGUGAGUCUCCUGGCCGCCAGGACCAGAGCCAUCCGGGACAUACAGGAGAACCAUCCGGACCUGUUGCCCGCCGAGAUCAACGCCAGACUCGUGGCCUACUGCUCCGAUCAGGCCCACUCCAGCGUCGAGAAGGCUGGCCUCAUCGGACUGGUGCGCAUGAGAUACAUCGAAUCCGACGAGAAUCUCAGCAUGAGAGGCGACGUGCUCGCCGAGGCCCUCGAUCGCGACCGUGAACUCGGACUCGUGCCCUUUUUCGUCUGCGCCACUCUGGGCACUACGGGCGCUUGCUCGUUUGAUAAUCUCCGAGAAAUUGGUCCGAUAUGCGAAAAGAAUGCUCUCUGGUUGCACAUCGACGCGGCGUACGCUGGCAGUGCGUUCAUAUGCCCGGAGUUUCGUCACUGGAUGCAAGGAAUAGAACACGCUGAUUCCUUUGCUUUCAAUCCCAGCAAGUGGCUGAUGGUUCAUUUCGACUGCACCGCGCUAUGGGUGAAGAACAGCCAGACGCUUCACAGAACGUUCAACGUCGAUCCCAUCUAUCUGAAGCACGAGAAUUCAGGUCUCGCGAUAGACUACAUGCACUGGCAGAUCCCGUUGUCCAAGCGAUUUCGAGCAUUGAAGCUAUGGUUCGUCAUCAGAAAUUACGGCGUGUCCGGCUUGCAGAAGCACAUCCGCGAGGGAGUCAGGCUCGCUCAGAAAUUCGAAGCCCUGGCGUUGGCCGACCCGCGAUUCGAGAUCCCAGCAGCUAGGCACCUGGGAAUGGUGGUCUUCCGAUUGCGCGGCGAAAACUCGCUGACGGAGCGGCUGCUGAAAAAAAUGAAUUCUCGAGGCCGCGUGCAUUGCGUACCCGCGGCGCUCCAUGGCAAUUACGUCAUUCGGUUUACCGUCACGUCCACCAAUACCACCAACGAAGACAUAAUACGUGACUGGGCGGAAAUCAAAAGUACCGCCACCGAAAUUCUGGGCCCUGGACACACUGCCCCCUCGAGGGCGAAGGUUCCAUUGGCAGAAACUCGCGAGAAAAAUGAAAAUUUCGGCUCGAGCCUCCUGCUGGCCAAUUCUCCCAUGUCACCGAAAAUUGUGAACGGCAGUUUUGCCGCCAUAUACGACGCGACCGACGUUUUCAACGAGUGCAUGAAGACUUUUGGCCAGCUACGCCUGGAGGCUCGGGACAGUCCAGCAAUGCGUCGACGAAUUAGAGGAAUUUUGAUGUCCGGAAAACAGUUUUCCUUGGACUCCCGCAUGGAUUUAGUUCAGGGGUAUGCGUCCUGUGCUCGUCCAUUGUCUGAGCCUUGCCCAAAUCUAUUGCAACUCAAAGAAGACGAUGAUUCGCUCGGUAAGAGCGAAUCCACUCUGAGCAUCGAUAAUUUGGAAGCUACUAUGGGAGAUUUUAGCGCAACUCUCGCAGACCACUUAGGUUGCCCUGACAAAGAUGAAUUAAUAAUCAACGACAAUCUCAAAGGAGCCAAUGAAGGCGAAGAUUUUAUCGAGGAUUCGCUGCCCAAAAAGAUACCUAGAAGUGAGACCAUUGGAGCAAUUAGCUGUCUUAACACUAUUUAUUCAGACAACAAUAUAACGCUUCUGGAUGACGAAGCAUUUUCAGAUGAUACACUUUGUCAAAAGUGCGGUCAUUACGUUACACAGCAUUAGAAAGUUCGAAAAAAAUAAAAAAAAUUACAUUAUUGAUUUUAAAUGGUAUUGCAGCGCAAUAACGAAAAAAUGAAAUAUGUUGUUAAUCAUUGUGUUCGUUACCAGUAAACAGGUUUCCGAUUAAUUAAAAAAACCAGUUAUUUAUUUCGGUUGCUAGUUCCGUUAAAACUUGCACAAGUGCAAGAAAACAGUGAGCUAAAUUUAGUUAAAUAGAUGUUGUCGUGCGAUUGAUAGUACUUGUUAAUUGUUUUCUUAGCUACAGUAUAUCGAGGGAUAUUUCUUGCUGUAACAUUCCAAAAUUAAUCAAAACAUAGAUUUACGAUGUGCAAGUUUCAGGUAGAAAUUGCAAAAUUCGAUUGUUAUAUUCUGAUAAUUUUACAUUAUCAUUUGAAUAUCAAUCUAUAUUUUAAAUUUGACUUGAAAUAUUUGGAUAUUAAGCUAUUCGUACAAAAAGAUAUAUUGUAAUCAAUUGAGCAGCUGUUUAUUUCGUUUCAUUCACGAACAUGAUCUUAUAUUUAUUGUUCACUAAAUGUACUACUGACAUUUAAACCGUGUUUUUCUUGACGUAACAAUUUUGUGGUGAAUCUACAUAAAAUAAAUUAAAAAACAAA